AUGACUGCCAGGUUGACUGAUUUCAAGGUGCUCGUCUUCGACGUUUAUGGCACACUAGCAGACUGGGAAACAGGGAUUCUCCUGGGGCUCAAACCGAUGCUCUCUAGGUACUCCACAUCCUCAGGCUGGUCGCGUAAACAGGUGCUCGAAGCUUUUAGCGCUGUCGAAUCCGAUCUUCAGGCCAAGUAUCCUCAUUUACUCUACAGCGAUCUUCUUGCAAAAGUACACGAAGUCAUGGAGGAAAGGCUCCAAGCAGGAUCCGGUCUUCCUGUAGAGACUUCUACCGUUGACGGUGAUCCAUCAUCUCUUCCUAUCAGCUCAUCUUCUUCGAAUCAGUCAGUUCUUUCUGAUGAACACGUCGAAUUUGGGCAGUCAAUCAAGGGUUGGCCGAUUUUUCCUGAUAGCUAUGACGCUCUACACACACUUUCCAAACACUACAAGCUCGUUGUACUGUCUAACGUCGACCGCACCUCGUUCGCACACACGCUGGCCAAAUUGUCUGAAGGGGAUUCUACCGACUUUUCUCCGGAGACUUACUUGCCUCCCGAAUCGGAAGAAUAUUGGUAUCCUCAGCGUAACCCAAAAUCAAAAUCGCCUUUCACAUUAGUGCUAACUGCUCAGGAUGUCCAGAGCUACAAACCGGCAUUACAUGGGUUUGAGGUUGCUCUGGAUGUCAUACAUCGGGAGGCAGCAUUGCUUAACACUCCCAAGGAUCAGGUCCUCUGGGUUGCCCAAAGCUUGUUCCAUGAUAUCGAACCAGUUAGUCGUCUUGGAGUGACCAGCGUUUUCAUAAAUCGCGAAGGAGCCACCAUGGGCUUUCGCCCAGGACCAGAGCCGAUUCAUGCAUGGCAAUUUGUAAGUCUUGGGAAGAUGGCCGAAGCUGUAGCCAAGGUGUAG
Molecule: messenger RNA, 897 nt
Organism: Lentinula edodes (shiitake mushroom)
Lineage: Eukaryota; Fungi; Basidiomycota; Agaricomycetes; Agaricales; Omphalotaceae
Product: HAD-like domain-containing protein
Exons: 2
Coding region: 1-897 (298 amino acids)
Source: RefSeq, a predicted model, not a curated record